GCGCGCUUCGUGUUUAACAGUGCUGCAGUGUGUCGCGGCGACGAAGCGCAGAGCGGAGGCUUCGUCAGGAGGAGACGCUAACAGUCCGCUUUUCCAGCACCGGCCCUACGAUCAAUCUCUAAAUCAUCUGCCAUGUCUACAGAGCCCAACUACCGCCGCACUAAACCCGGAAUGAAAGCCAGCGUUCCUAAUUCCAACGGUGGCAGCGGUCCCUCGUCGCAGAUUCCUGGUCUGUCCCAGAAUGCUGACACUGCCCCGGUGGAGAAGAGCAAGGGCAGGAGAGUCGGCAUUCAGGCCAGCGACUCGGACUACGUCAAACUCGCCAAGCAAGGAGGCCACAAGGGUUUGUUGUCCCAUGAUGAUGAGACCAGCCCCGGAUCAGGACCGCCCCAGGACUCCGAUUUCCUCUACGGUGGUAAUCAAUGCCAGGCUAAAGCGUCCACGCAGAAGCUGGUGCCCCCGUUUGGGACCGACGAUUGUCCAGGAUGGGACAAUGACUCUGGUGCUGGGAAAGAAAAGAAGUCACCGGUCGGAGAAGCCGACGAGGAGAUGCAGAAGCUCUCGCUGAACCAGAAGGACAUCGACGAGGCCAACAAGUACAAAAGGAUCUCACAUAAUAAGAUAACCACCGCUCCGGUCAGCAUGUCCAAGCUGCUGAGCUUUGGGUACAUGGAGGACGUAAAGAAGUCUCCUGAUGAUGACGACGCCUCAAGUAUGACCUCAGAGCAGGUGAGCACCGUGGCCCCGGAGGACGAGCUGGAGUAAAAGGGAACGACUCGGAAGCCUCGCAGGUUUCCAGCCCAGCGUCCUUCUUCUGUCCAUCACUAUAUUUAUGCAAAUUUCUUUUAGUCGUCAUUCUCUUUUAAAACAAUUGUGCGCAUCACGCUUACAUAUCUAACGGUGCUUAUGAUCCUUGGAAUUAAAAAUGGAAAACUUAAGAGCUGUUUGUAAACCUUAAUUAGAAUCACACGAAACUCGCAGCACAACACGAAGCCUUGUAGGUACCGACACAGCGUCGGUUCAGAACCUUUCUUUUCUUUUUCUUAUUUUUAUUACAUUUUUUUUUCUCACUUGCAAUUUGCCAAGUUAUUUAUUUAGUUACUUAUUUUUGUUGUUGUUGUUGUGCAGCCGAUAAGAAGCCCAUUAGUUCCCAGUGUUGCCAAGCUACAGCCACAGAAAGAGCGUUCGUUUCUCCACCACAUGUCUGCAGACGAGCGCCAAGUCCUCGUCACCGUCACCGCCGCACAAGACGAAACCUGUUAGCGUCCACAGCGUUCUGAAGGGGUUCAGGGAGCUUGCGAUCGUGAAUGUGUUGCCAUGUUGUUUUUUCGAUGUUAUGGUGGGUUAUUUUUCUUAGAUCCAGGUGCAGUAGACGUGCAGAGUUUUAACUCCGUAACAUUGUUUUCUGUCUCAUUACAUAAUGUUUACAUUCAAUGUUGAUGAUCGAUAGAUGAAUAAAAUAUGCAUGUGCACGGAAA
This is a messenger RNA of Tachysurus fulvidraco (yellow catfish), 1478 nucleotides long. It is a transcript of the gene c5h7orf57, whose product is annotated as chromosome 5 C7orf57 homolog. The record is from RefSeq and is a predicted model, not a curated record. Lineage: Eukaryota; Metazoa; Chordata; Actinopteri; Siluriformes; Bagridae. The coding region runs from base 133 to 765 and encodes 210 amino acids. The transcript has 8 exons.